AUGCAGCCUACAAGUGACCACCUUGGUCAGGUGCAUGAUAGAGCAGCUGCCUCUGAAGCUGGAGUUUCCAGUCGGAUGAUGGCAGAAACCCAUCGGACAUCUCGAGAGAAUACUCUCACCAUGCGAUCAGAUGACUCUUGGGUCGAAAUAUCCUCGCAACCGUCUACAUCGUCUCUGUCCUCCGUAGCGGCCAGUGAUGAGAUCAUCACCACCGGGCUCCGUGUCCAGCGUCGUGCAUCGGACCCAUCUCACCGUUCCAGUCGGCGACGACGUCUCGAACGCCUUGCCGCAAUCACUACUGCUCAGGUCGAAUACUCAUCUAGAGAGCCCAGUGUAGCGAGCAGCAGCCAGGAUGAAUAUGAGGAAAGCGAGAGCGAGUCGGAUCGCAUUCUUACCAGCUCGAAUGAAGAUCUGAGGCUCCCGCUGCCCAGGCGACCGCGCUUUAUCCGUGCAGGCCCCUCCCCCGCUUUUGUGGACAUCUCCAGCGACGAUGAAGAUGAUGACGCCACCGCCCUUGGUAUGCGUGUUAACUCGACUCCGUUUGUCCCUCAACCCAACGCCUUUUCCCACCCUCCUGCUUCUCGAGAUCCUUCAUGGACAGGCCCGACGGAAUUGCGUCGCAGUCAACCCAGUGGGCCCUCUGAUUGCAGUCGCGUCACUGCUCUCCGAAGCCGUACUGAUAACGGCUCGAAUUCUUCUCGCAGACAACAGCAACAUAGUCCGUUCAACAUGGUUUCUCCAUCCUAUCAUGCGGACCAUGAUGCUGCUCUUCGUGCUAGUCUGUCCACACUUUUGUCCUGUGCGGCUGCCGCACGAGGGCUACCGAAGCAAGAUUCUCAGCCCGCUACCGUGGGCAUCUCUAGAGCGCAGCCAUCUUCCUUCCGACUGGUCCCUGAAUCCGUUGCAAUGGGUGAGGAGAGCAGUGAGGAGGAAGACCCUUUGCCAUCUGUGCCUGCUGUCAGGCCGCAGCGGUCAGAUAAGAUGUCGAAACCUGUAGCGGCUCGAACGACAUCCCCUACCUCCAAAGCUAAACGACGAUCAAGUUCUCCCAAAGACCGUGGAACGUCUCGCAGGAGCCGUAGGACGAAUUUGGCGAAUUCAACAGGCGGUCCGACAUUUAUGACUUGGGUCAUCAGCACUGGGGUGGUGGUUAUUUUCUCAGCCAUCAGCUUUUCGGCCGGGUACGUGCUUGGUCGCGAGGUAGGACGGACGGAGAUGACGCUGGCGGACGGUGGAGUGGGAGGCUUUUCAGGGAGCCGUGCGACGACUGAGUGUGUUUAG
This is a messenger RNA of Monascus purpureus, 1281 nucleotides long. The record is from the annotation of a GenBank genome assembly. NCBI's taxonomy places the organism in Eukaryota, Fungi, Ascomycota, Eurotiomycetes, Eurotiales, Aspergillaceae.